This is a messenger RNA of Artibeus jamaicensis (Jamaican fruit-eating bat), 297 nucleotides long. RefSeq names its product PIGB opposite strand 1 (gene PIGBOS1). NCBI's taxonomy places the organism in Eukaryota, Metazoa, Chordata, Mammalia, Chiroptera, Phyllostomidae. The transcript has a single exon. The record is from RefSeq and is a predicted model, not a curated record. The coding region runs from base 1 to 165 and encodes 54 amino acids.
AUGUUUAGGAGAUUGACUUUUCCACAACUACUUUUUGCUAGUAUCCUUGGAAUUGCUGGAGGAAUAUAUAUUUUUCAACCGAUAUUUCAACAAAAUUCCAGAGAUCAGAAGGAAUUAAAAGAGAAAUUGAAAUUGGCAGAGGAAUCAGAAGAGAAGAAAAGUUAAUACUACGUGCAGUUAAACUGUAAUUGCUUAAAUUUUCUUUGAAAUUAUACAUUGAUUAUAAGUAGUCUUGUAAAAACUUCUCAAAAUAUAUUUUAAACAUAAAUAAAUCAUAGAUGAUGAUUUUUAAAACUA